Trypanosoma brucei brucei TREU927 is the source of this 438-nucleotide messenger RNA. RefSeq lists its product as hypothetical. NCBI's taxonomy places the organism in Eukaryota, Euglenozoa, Kinetoplastea, Trypanosomatida, Trypanosomatidae. The record is from RefSeq and is a predicted model, not a curated record. Bases 1 to 438 code for a protein of 145 amino acids. The transcript has a single exon.
AUGAGCCUCAAGGACUGUGGUGUGAUGUCGCAGUGGGAAGGGGAGUGGCCGUGGCUCAGGCACAGCGUAUCAUCGGUGAGAAAGUACGUGUGGGCGGCUGCUGCUUAUCUCGGUCCGGCACUGAAUGUCUCAGGUCACGUAGCAACCGCUAAGCUCUACGCCGAGCAAGCCGACCGCUUCGUCGCCGUGCCCGUAUCGGCGGUGGGUGAAACGGUGCGUACGAAGCAGUGGGUUAUUCCCUCUUUAGGCAUCGGUGCGGCAAGCGCAUUCAUUACAGCGAAGAGCGCGUCGUGGGGGACUUACCGCGCGAUGCGUAACGGCGGCGUUACUGCUGUUGCACUGACGGUGUUGCUGUUUCCUCGUGAAAUAAUUUCUUGGGCAGAUGCCUCACUACCUUUUAGGGUGCAACAUCCGAAGGCAGACAUCGAGGAUGAUUGA